Molecule: messenger RNA, 1140 nt
Organism: Trichoderma virens Gv29-8
Lineage: Eukaryota; Fungi; Ascomycota; Sordariomycetes; Hypocreales; Hypocreaceae
Exons: 4
Coding region: 1-1140 (379 amino acids)
Biological process (GO): biosynthetic process
Molecular function (GO): pyridoxal phosphate binding
Source: RefSeq, a predicted model, not a curated record
AUGAGACGAUGCGUUGGGUCUGAGGUUUCUACCUCUGUCCUCGUCAUGGAGAAAUGGGACAUGUCCAAGGUUGCCAAGUUGACCUUUUCAUCGAGAAAACUUUGUGGUGGUCGGCUGACACGUUGUAACGACGGCAAUUCGACGUAUAUAGAGCAGUUGGAGAAGGAGAUUACUCAGUUUCACGGCGCUGAGACGGCACACAUUGCCAACAGCGGCUGUGUAGGUAAUCUGGCAGCCUACUCCACGAUUCCUCUUGCAAGAGACGUUAUUGUCUACGAUGAGCUGAUCCAUGCAAGUAUCCACGAUGGUCUCAAAAACAGCGUCGCGCGGAGCCAACAUUCUUUUCGUCACAACGACGUGGACUCGUUCUCGGAGGUUUUACUUUUGGUACUCAAAUCCGAGCCGCAGAUCCUCAACGGCACGCGAUUGCUCAUUGCAUCAAUUGAGUCGGUCUAUAGCAUGGACGGCGACAUCUGUCCGCUACAAGAGCUCAUUGAUACGGCUAAGGAGAUUCUCCCUGCCCAAAACACCGUCUUCAUAAUCGACGAGGCGUAUGGUACGGGAAUUCUGGGCCCCAAAGGUUCUGGUCUUUUGUGUGAACUGGGGCUUGAAAAGGAGGUUGCGAUUCGUAUAUAUACCUUUCCCAAGGCCCUGGGCUCUGUCGGUGCGGCAAUUUUGGUAAACUAUACUGUAAAAAUGAUGCUCAUGAACAAUGCAAGAGCCCUCAUGUUUACAGGCGUGCCGUCUUUUCCUAUGCUUGCCUCCAUUCGGGCAGCUUACACACUAUUGAAAAGAGGCCAGACCAUUGAGGCAAGGGAUGAGGUCCCUGCCAUUGUUGCUCAAAUUGUGCCUGUCUGGACACACACUGGGCACAGUUUGUGCUUGACGUUUCAUGUCAAUCAAGCAGGCUUUUCUGGACACCCGGUUAUCUACCCGAUUGUACCCAAAGGCCAGGAGAGGGUUCGACUCAUCUUCCAACCGUCACGAACCGACGAGGAGGUGGAAAGUUUUGCAGACUGCAUAUGCGCCUGGGUUAAAAUGCUGGAGAUUGGUGAGGAAAAUGAUCGGGGUCGAUUACCUACUACCACGCAGCAGGCGUAUGCUCAGAUGAAGGCGGAGAAGAACGCUUCGCCGCAAUAG